AUGGUACUGCCAACAUUCAGACCAAGUGCUGCGAGGACACGGUUCUCCAAUGAAAAGUACAAUGCCGUAGAGAAUGCACUGGGCGUCGAGCUCGCGCACAUCCUCCAGACAAAAGACCAGCAAGAUGUCCUCUCCUCGGUCCGCUUCCUAGAAGCAUUCUUCGAGGAUAUUGCCAUGACUUCGAUUAGUCCGCACCUCAAUAACGAGACAGUGGAUGAGCAACUCCUUCGCAAAGCGUAUCAACUCUUCGAGGCCAUCGCCCUUCGCGAUUCCGCGAGAGUGCGAACGUCUACAAUCGUAGAUGCGAUUCUUUCAUCACAAGGGAGAAAGUAUGACGAACUCGACGCCAGCCUCCAGCGGACACUCACAAUCGAACGCUGCCAGGAACUCUUGACGGGUGUGAAUGGUAUCGUUCAAACUUGCUUCGGAGCACGAGUUCCUCCAACGCAAACGUUGACAUCCCUUCAUCGCAUCCUACACGUCCUCGCCGCCAUUCUUCGCACCAAAAACCUCCUCGAUAAUGGCGGCUUUUCUCUCGCCUAA
Serendipita indica DSM 11827 is the source of this 543-nucleotide messenger RNA. The record is from the annotation of a GenBank genome assembly. NCBI's taxonomy places the organism in Eukaryota, Fungi, Basidiomycota, Agaricomycetes, Sebacinales, Serendipitaceae.